GCUGAGCGUGUACUGAGUCACUGAUAGAUUCGUCUAUUGUCUGCGGUAUCAGUUGCCCCGCCUUACUUUUUCCAGCUUGUGGAAGAACAUAACACUGAAUCGCUGAAUAUUGGAUCAAAUAUCUACCCAUUGAGUUUGCGCAACCAAUUCAUUGCGUGGGUUUUUGUUCUUCAGCUUUUUUUCGCCUUCAUCAAAAUGUCGUCCAUUCUGCACUUGCGGUCAGAGACCAAGCCAUUGGAGCACCGGUCCGCCCUAACUCCCACUACCACCAAGGCCUUGAUUGAGGCCGGUUACACCGUCAAUGUCGAGCGCAGUCCCGUCCGCAUCUUCGACGACGCCGAGUUCGAGGCUGUUGGCGCAACCCUCGUCCCCGAGGGCAGCUGGGAGCAGAUUCCCAAGGACCACAUCGUCAUUGGACUGAAGGAGUUGGAGGAGAAGGACUUCCCUUUGAAGCACACACACAUCCAGUUCGCCCACUGCUACAAGAACCAAGGAGGCUGGGACAAGGUCCUCCGGAGGUAUCACGAUGGCGAGGGAAUGCUCCUCGACAUUGAGUUCCUCGAGAAGGACGGCCGUCGUGUUGCUGCUUUCGGCUACUGGGCCGGCUUUGCCGGUGCCGCGCUGGCCCUUCAGAACUGGGCCUGGCAGCUGACCAACAGCGGCGAGCCCCUGCCGAGCGUCGAGAGCCGCCCUAACGAGGCUGCCUUGGUCGGCGACAUCAAGGAGGCUCUUGCUGGGGGCAAGGAAAAGGCCGGCAGGCUGCCCCGCGUCAUCGUCAUCGGUGCCCUGGGCCGCUGCGGUCGUGGUGCCGUCGACAUGUGCAAGAAGGCCGGCAUACCGGAUGAGAACAUCCUCAAGUGGGAUAUGGAGGAGACGGCCCCCGGUGGACCGUUCAAGGAGAUUGUCGAGAGUGACAUCUUUGUCAACUGCAUCUACCUGAACAAGCAGAUCCCGCCGUUUGUGACCAUGGAGUCGCUCAACACGCCAGAGCGCAAGCUCUCCGUCAUCAACGACUGCUCGGCUGACACGACCAACCCCUUUAACCCUGUUCCCGUGUACACUGUGGCCACGACUUUCGACAAGCCCACUGUGCCGGUCGAUGGCUUGAGCCAUGGCCCGCCCCUGAGCGUUAUCAGCAUCGACCACCUGCCGAGUCUGCUCCCGCGGGAGGCUUCGGAGUCGUUCAGCAACGACUUGUUGCCAUAUCUCCUGAAGCUGAAGGACUGGAAGAGUGACCCGGUGUGGGCUGGCGCCGAGAAGCUGUUCCACGAGAAGGUCAAGACCCUGCCGUAGAGGUAGGAGAGGAGGUGGCGAUCGUUUAGAGUACUGCUAGCAACUUGAACAGCAGUCUUUAGAAAAGUUCAAAAAAGUGAUCCAACAAGAGAAGCACGGCUCAAAGCUUGUACAUUUUAUGUCGUCCCAUUGAUGACAUGUAUCUUGCGGAGAGGUCUGCGAUGGACGAAAGUCCCAAAAAGCGAUAUUCCCAGUAUGAAUUAUCUACAGUAAGAAAAAUGGUAUUUUUACCCCAUGCGUCCAUGACCUGCCGAAUAUGUACCCAAGUUGAUGCGAUUAUCUCCAGUGAAAAGAAGAAGAAGAAAAAAACCAAAAAAAAGUGUACGCCGGGCCAUGAGAGGCCAAUGCUGAUGCCAAUGCUAAUGCUCGCUUGAAACCAACUCCAACUCCUUCCAAUAUGCCAGAAGCCAUGUUGCCUCGGAUUUUAACCACUGUUGAGGCGCGCCAGUAACCAACCUACUCUGUAUUUUUUUUAUUUUUAUCUUUUUGUUUCCCUCGGCUCCGAAAUUGGCACCCUAAUCAAACAUGCCAACCUCCUCGGCGAAUUUCUGGAGGGUGACCAGGUCCAGGUACUCCCUGAGCACCUUGAUCCUGACCCUGCCGUCGACGGGAUCCCUGACCGUGUUGAGAAUCAGCACGGCUGUCUGCCUGUAGACUACUGGCUCACCGUCGUCGUCGGGCCGGGUGCCCCUGACCGUGGCCUCGAGUAUGGCCCGCUCCGACGUGACGGUGCGCGAGACGAUGGUGAAGUCGUACUCCUGAAACGCGUUGAACACCUUCCUGGCCUGCUUGACCGUGUCCGGGAUGGUGUGGUCGCCCGUGAAGGGCUCCAGGUCGCCCAGCACAAAGUAGUUGGCGUCGGCCGUGAACAGCGACGCCAUGUUGUCGAACCGCCGGUUGCCAAACACGUCGAUGAUGCCCUCGAGGAUGAAGUUGUUCUCCUCGGGCGUCACGGGCGGCAGGUCCCGGCGCGGGAGCGCAGCGGCCGCGGCCCCGCUGGCGAGGACCAGGGCGGCGGCGAGGAUGGAGGUGGGCUUCAUUCUUUCGUUGGUGUGUGGGCUUAUAUGUCGUGACUUGUUUUCGGGUGGAGCUUUGCUCUAUCUAGUCGAGCGAACGACUGGUUUUGGGUGAUUGAGGGGUGGGAGUUGUCAAGUCUAAAUAAGGGGACAAGAGAAAAAAGAAUAAAG
Pyricularia oryzae 70-15 is the source of this 2480-nucleotide messenger RNA. Its product is annotated as saccharopine dehydrogenase. The coding region runs from base 196 to 1293 and encodes 365 amino acids. The transcript is spliced from 4 exons. Gene Ontology annotation, cellular component: cytoplasm. NCBI's taxonomy places the organism in Eukaryota, Fungi, Ascomycota, Sordariomycetes, Magnaporthales, Pyriculariaceae. Gene Ontology annotation, molecular function: saccharopine dehydrogenase (NAD+, L-lysine-forming) activity. The record is from RefSeq and is a predicted model, not a curated record.